UCCGCCGAGGGUGCUCUGGAGGCGGAGUCCGCGUCCACGCCUCCUCUGCUGCUUCCCGGCACCCUGGCGAUGCCGGGGCCCGCCUCCCGGAGCCCGAGUGCAGACUCCGCCCUGGGUCGUGGAGUCCUGCACGCCCCCACAGUGACCCCCGGCCCUUUUCAGACGCCUCCUCUCCUCUCCGGCCCUCCAACGCUAUCGCUGUCCGAAGCGGCCACUCUUGCUUUUGGGGGGCUGGUACUAAGCGGGGACCACCGGCCUGAGAGUCCCGGAGCUACCACCGCCACCAACGCUAUGGGGCCUUGGGGAGAGCCCGAGCUCCUGGUGUGGCGCCCCGAGACCGCAGCCUCCGAGCCCCCCCUGCCAGUGGGGCUGGAGGUGAAACUGGGCGCCCUGGUGCUGCUGCUGCUGCUUACUCUAGUCUGCAGCCUGGUGCCCAUCUGCGUGCUGCGCCGUGCUGGGAUCCAGCCUGGAACUUCAGCUUCCCGACAAAGAGCCCUCAGCCUGGUCAGCUGCUUUGCUGGGGGCGUCUUUUUGGCUACCUGUCUCCUCGACUUGCUGCCUGACUACCUGGCCGCCAUAGAUGACGCCCUGGCGGCCCUGCACGUGACACUCCAGUUUCCCUUGCAAGAGUUCAUCCUGGCCAUGGGCUUCUUCUUGGUGCUGGUGAUGGAACAGAUCACGCUGGCUUACAAGGAGCAGUCGGGACCCCCGCCUAGAGAGGAGACCAGGGCUCUAUUGGGAUCAACAAACGGUGGCCCUCAGCACUGGCACGAUGGAUCUGGGCUCCCGCAGGCCGAUUGCGUCCCAGCUUCUCCUUCAGCACUGCGUGCCUGUGUACUGGUCUUCUCACUGGCACUGCACUCGGUAUUUGAGGGGCUGGCCGUGGGGCUGCAGCGAGACCGGGCGAGGGCUCUGGAGUUGUGCUUGGCCUUGCUGCUCCAUAAGGGCAUCCUGGCCGUCAGCCUGUCCCUGCGGCUGCUGCAGAGCCGCUUGCGAGCUCAGGUGGUGGCUGGCUGUGGGCUCCUCUUCUCGUGUAUGACACCUCUGGGCAUUGGGCUGGGCACGGCUCUGGCACAGUCGGCGGGUCCACUGCACCAGCUGGCCCAGUCUGUCCUGGAGGGCAUGGCGGCGGGCACUUUCCUCUACAUCACUUUCCUGGAAAUCCUGCCCCAGGAGUUGGCCACUCCUGAGCAAAGGAUCCUCAAGGUGAUUCUGCUCCUAGCAGGCUUUGCACUGCUCACAGGCCUGCUCUUCAUCCAAAUCUAGGGGAGCCUGAGAGGGACUGGGGAGAGGGAUCUUGUGUGUUAACCCCUCCACCAUCCAGUCUAUGGGGGAGCAGUGCAUUGUGGGAAAGGACAACACUGAGGGCCAGCGCUCUCAGGGAGGUGAGGAGAGAGCCUCUGGGAUUAUCUAACCAGUGAGAGGGGAAGUAACCAGACAGUAAUCUGGCUCCAUAGCCAAGAGACAAGGAGCCAUCAAAUCACUGGGCAUGAUCAGGCAUGGUAGUAUGAUGAAGUCACUCAUGGACUGCCAGAAUCACAUCAUACACUACACACAGGACGGAUUGACUGGGGCGGCUUGAGAUUGGGUGCUCAGCAGCUGUGGGAUAAAGGCCUUAAUCCAUUUCAGCCCUCUGUGCUGCAGUGACAGCUCCUCCCCUGUCCCUUUCCUUGGCCCUUGCUUUCAUGUCUACUCCCUUUCCAUCCUCCCAGAGAUGUUGUCAGAUAGCCCUUUGUGCCAGCUUUGCUACCUUCUCUGGGUUCUCUCUUUAAAGUGCCAAAUAAGUAACCUUUCUCAAAGCACA
Messenger RNA from Suncus etruscus (white-toothed pygmy shrew), 1804 nucleotides. RefSeq names its product solute carrier family 39 member 1 (gene SLC39A1). Gene Ontology annotation, biological process: zinc ion transmembrane transport. Bases 70 to 1266 code for a protein of 398 amino acids. The transcript is spliced from 4 exons. The record is from RefSeq and is a predicted model, not a curated record. NCBI's taxonomy places the organism in Eukaryota, Metazoa, Chordata, Mammalia, Eulipotyphla, Soricidae. Gene Ontology annotation, cellular component: plasma membrane. Gene Ontology annotation, molecular function: zinc ion transmembrane transporter activity.